UAUCUUGAAGUUUGUAAGCGUCAAAAGCGUUUCAGUGGCAGGAGCAGCAUAUCUUGCAGAAGUGACUGAACGUGGUGGUGCACCUUGUUCUUACGUUCGUGGUUGUAUCUCUGACCUUCACAUUUCGUCUGGAUGCGUCUUGCGUGGUUUCUCGCCGCCGUGGCCAGCUCCGCCGUCGGAGGCGGCGGCCACGACUGCAACCAUGACGUCCAGCUCGACCGAUUCACACGAUCGGUGGACAUGUCGUCGAUCAUGAACGAUCAAGUGCUGGAAACCCCGGGCUCCCGUCGACUUGCAGACGCCACAACACUGUUCCAGCCCAUUCGUAUCUCGUUUGAUAUAUCACGCUUGACGAGUGACCCCGACUACCUCUGUACACAAGCGGGGCAAAUCGUCACUCGAGAUGGCUCGUCGUACAGCUGCACGCAAAACGACAUCUUGACCAAGGAAAAAUCCGACUUUAUCCUGUCGGUGAUGCUUCCAGCCGUGACAGCGUACUUUUCCAGUGUCUUGUCUGUGCAGCGUGUGUCUGGCAACCUCAUUAUUCAAGGCCUCGGGUGCCAAGCCAACGAAUGGGCGUGCUGCGCCAACACAAUUCCGCCGUACUUGAAGACCACGGGCAUCGCCAACACAGACUUCCUUAUCCACGUGACGGCGCGUCCGACUUCUGGCGCCGUCUUGGCGUGGGCCCUACCAUGCAACAUUGACCAGUAUGGCCGCCCCAUCUCUGGACAAGCGAAUUUUGGCCCCAACCGACUGGACACGCAGAGCGGGAGUCGCGCGGGGCAGAUCGGCACGGCCAUCCACGAAAUCACACACGCCCUCGGGUUUUCGUCGUCGCGGUUUGCAGACUUUCGCCAGCCCCUCAAUGGCCCCCUGUGGGGGUACUCGAAUGUAGUGUCCCAGACCCAGCAAAACGGCAUUUUUGUCUCUAAAAUCAUCACUCCCCAAGUCGUCAAACAGGCCAAGCAGCAAUUCAACUGCCCCGACUGGCCAGGGGCGGGGGCCGAGCUCGAGAAUGGACCCACCGGAUCCAGCGACUUUUCCAGUCAUUGGGAAAAGCGGGUGUUUAACAAAGAGUAUAUGACGGCCACAAGCUCCUCCAGUCCUGUGUACUCGGCCAUGACGCUGGCCUUCUUUGAAGAUACGGGAUGGUACACCGCCAACUAUUCCAUGGCGCAAGCAUUGCCGUGGGGGUACUUGGAAGGCUGCUCGUUUGCCACCGGACGCUGUGCCGACUGGGGAAGCGACUACUUUUGCCCAGCGGCGGGCGAACACUGCUCGGCCACCCGCGACGCCAAGGGCUACUGCGACAUCAACACGUACACGUCGAGCAUUCCGUCGGGGUUUCAGUACUUCAAGAACGCCAAGCUGGGCGGUCAAGACACGUACGCCGAUUACUGCCCGACGUACCAGGGCUACAGCAACGGCGCGUGUGCUGACACGUCCACUUACAUUGACUCGGACAUGGGCGAGGCGUUGGGACCGGGCAGCAAGUGCUUUCAAUCGACGUUGACGAAAGGCAGUUCACGACUGACGACCCCUGCGUGUUACCCCGUGCUUCGGUGCGGCCAAGGCAACAUGUACAUCAAAGUGAAUGGAAAGGAAGUCGCGUGUCCCCUCGCGGGGGGCGAUGUGUCGGUCCCGGGCUUUCAGGGCACGGUGCGGUGUCCCGCGGGCAACAAGAUCUGCCAGCUACUGCAGACGCAGUGCUCUGGCCAGGGCAUUCUCAUGGUCGACGGGUCGUGCUCGUGCAACCCCGGGUACGGGGGCUCAGAUUGUUCGCUCAAGGACUGCCCCCUCAACGGGGGGUUCGAAUGCAACGGCCGGGGGACGUGCGACCGCCGCGUCGGCACGUGUCAGUGCGAGGCCGCGUACACGGGUCUGUCGUGUUCGGAGCUGUUGUGUCCGGUUGUGACCAACGACAAGAGCUUGGGCGAGCAGUGCUCCGGCAACGGAGCGUGCAAUGGCUCGUCGGGAACAUGUACUUGUGCGAAUGGCUACACCGGCAAGGCGUGCGAAUGUGUGCCUGGAUGUACGACGUGUUCGAAUGGCGGGUCUUGCGACUGCUUGACGGGGUCGUGUGUAUGUCCCAGUGGGUUUUUUGGUGCCAAGUGCGAUUCCACUGGAGAUGCUCCUACUGCGACGCUGGAGUUGGACGCCACAACCGCCACGACGGGCCAAGUUUCCGCAAAGACGUAUUCGUACUUCAAAGUGCUGUUGAACUCGAGUUCGUCCGACAUCACCGUUUUGCUCACAUCGUCUACUGGAGACGCGGACUUGUACGGGUCGUUUGUCGACAAGUACCCGAGCCCCAAGUCGACCAGAACCACGUUGUUCGUGAGCAACGCCAACCGCAAAGACCGUUUGGACGCGAUUCAGUUGUGUGGGACGCUGGGAAAAUUUCCCCGCGCCAUCAACGACACGUUUCGGUUUUGCAGCCAAGCGAAUUCGCUCUUGGUGCAAGGUGCCCCGGGGUACUUUUACAUUGGGGUCUUUGGGUUUGCCGCGUCGACGUUUCAGAUCAAUGUGGUAUCUGAUCCGUGUGUGAACGAACUGUGUUCGAACCACGGCACGUGCGGCAAGUACUUUGCCGGCGUGUGCGCGUGCGACCGGUCGUGGUCUGGCGAGCGAUGCAGUACACCCCGGUGUCGUCCCGAUUGUGUGGAUUUCAACAACUGCAACACCCCCUCCGCAUCGGCAAUGGUGACGUCAUCCAGUGGGCUGCGCAACACCACCGACUGCUACGGCAAUGGCGAGUGUCGUGUGCUAACUGUCAAUGGAAUCGAGCAGCCCACGUGUAUAUGCGACGAGGCGUUUUCGUUUGAGAACCCGACGGACGACCAGUCGAUCUGCAAAGUACCGUUGCCGUCGAUUAGUCGCAUCCAGCACUACGCUGACCCGUUUGUCGUGUACGGAGACUCCCUGCAGUACUACGUGCCGGUGGGCGAGUGGACCAUCUACACGCUGACAGUCAAGCCCGAGUGGCAGUAUGUGUAUGUGCACCUGAGGGAGCUUUCGGAUGGAAGCGAUCCGCUGGUUCUCGUGCGCAAGACCAAGCUGCCGUCCCUCAACACGAGCAGUCCGUACCCGUUGCAAGCGGCGGACGCGGCCGCGUGGACGAGUGCAGCCACGAGCCAACGGGUGCUCUUGACUCGGGCGUCGUCGACGCUCAGCGACGGACUGCUGUACAUUGGGGUCUACAACACCCGAUACGGACGCAAUCCGCUGGCAUACCAUCUCACGGUGGAAGCCAACUCGACGUGUGAUGUGAAAACUGCCAGCGUGUGCGGUACCAAUGCAGUGGCAUGUGCGGUGGCCCUGCCGACGCUGUGCCAAUGCGCGUCGACCAGCCAAGGGCCGUUUUGUGACCAAGUGAAUGUGACUCACCGCAGCGUCAAGGCCGGCGUGUCGACGGAGCUGGGGUCCUUGGUGGCCGUGCGCGAAGGCAAUUGGCAGUACUGGACAUUUGACGUGGCCGACCCGAGCGUUGAAUUUGUCAAAGUUGAGCUGUCGAGUGUAUAUUACGACGCCGACGACGAGGUCAAGCCGCUGUUGUUGGUUCGAGGACCCCUGGAACCGGGGUUUCCGUCGUUGGACUUGAGUUCUGCAUAUGACUUUAAUGCUGUGACGUCUUCCAAAGGAGGCAAGCACACGGUGCUCGUGCCGGUGACCACGUCCUGCGCGGGCCCGCACUGCUACAAGGUGGCUGUACACAACAAAUUGUACUCUGGCAACGUCCUCCAAGCCAACGUCACACUCGUGGGGUUGCAGUCCGCCGCCGACGCGUAUACAGUCCCAGAUUGCACCAUCUCGGGCGUCGGCGACACGGAAAAUUGCAACGGACGAGGCACGUGCGUCCAAGUGGGCGACCAACCAACGUGCAAGUGCAAAAAUGGAUGGAGUGGCGUGACCUGCAAUGCCCCUCGGGCGUUUGCCAUGUCGCAGCUUUGGUUUGCUGCGACCAACAUAUCACUUUUGUGCAGUGUGUGUGACGCGACGUUUACCCUGUCCAACGGCGGCAUGGCCAUGUUCACGUUGCCCCAAAGCAUGCAGCCGAAUACAGGUCUAGAACUCCGGGUAAAAGCCAAUGGAGGGGGCGUGUCGCCCAACAUCUACGUGUCCGAGGUGAAUCCGCGGUCGCUGUACGACUUUGCUGUUAUGUCGUUUUCGCACGCAAGCGAAGAAGUGGUGCAGUUGACCACGCGGCCGUUCCAAGGCCAUUUUUGGGUGGCUAUUUACUCGGAAGCUCCACUGGCCAUGGAUGCCAAUGCGACCAACGAUGCCGCCCAGACGACGUUUACGAUUCAAUCGCGAGUGAUUCCGUUAGCCAAGACGACUGUGGACAAGCGAUUGAUUACGCAAUCCAGUUUCCUGGGCGCGGUCCUGGCGUGGCUCACGACAUCCCCUCUGGGCAUUGCGCUGUUUUCGCUGCUGCUCAUCUUCCUCGGACUGGCCGCGUUUUACUUUGUGUGGCGGACGUUCCGCUCCCCUGACAACCAAGACGGCGCGGUAAGGAACCUUUGGUGGCGACAGAGAACUCAUGGCUAUGUGUGUAGAUCAGCACGCUGGCUGCGGAAUUGGGCAACCGACCCAACGAAGUGCAUGUGGAGGCAGGACUGGUGGCCGAGCGGUCAAAAUCACCGUUGCGACUUGGCAGCAGUACCCGAAGCGAGGAUGCACCCACGCCAAGCGCGCCACCCAUGGAGCUGGACGUCGAGAUGGCGCCCGUCGUUCGGUUCUCUUGAGCAACAACGUAGCGUGUAUAUAAUGGAAAUCACAGGCAGAAGAAAGGUCUAUCUAUACUGAAGAACGCACCUUGCUGGUCUCGGUGGACUUCGCAUUCCUUCAUGCCACGAUAUAGCCGUUCUCGAAGUGAAUGCUAAUAGCAUGCACGCUCUUGGCUUAUCCGCUGAAAU
This is a messenger RNA of Aphanomyces astaci, 4919 nucleotides long. RefSeq lists its product as hypothetical. Gene Ontology annotation, cellular component: membrane; cytoplasm. Gene Ontology annotation, biological process: cell adhesion; proteolysis. Gene Ontology annotation, molecular function: metalloendopeptidase activity. The record is from RefSeq and is a predicted model, not a curated record. The coding region runs from base 133 to 4809 and encodes 1558 amino acids. NCBI's taxonomy places the organism in Eukaryota, Oomycota, Saprolegniomycetes, Saprolegniales, Verrucalvaceae. The transcript is spliced from 24 exons.